This is a messenger RNA of Culicoides brevitarsis, 1068 nucleotides long. RefSeq lists its product as uncharacterized. The coding region runs from base 1 to 1068 and encodes 355 amino acids. The record is from RefSeq and is a predicted model, not a curated record. Gene Ontology annotation, biological process: synapse organization. Lineage: Eukaryota; Metazoa; Arthropoda; Insecta; Diptera; Ceratopogonidae. Gene Ontology annotation, cellular component: neuron projection membrane. The transcript has 6 exons.
AUGGCGUACUAUCAUAACAUAAAUAUCUGGACAGUUAUAUUAAUUGUUAUUACUUGUGCGGAUGGAGAUCCUUAUUCAGACAAAUCCAACAGCCACGAAAAUCACUUUGGCGGACAUCAUGAGACUUUUAUAACGCGUAACAACACACGAAUCACUGCCCAGAUGGGAGGAAUGGCAAUUCUGCCGUGUACCGUUCGAUUGACAUCGCCAGCGACGGUGUCAUGGAUUCGCCGUACGGAUUAUCAGUUGUUGACAGUUGGAUUAUCGACGUACAGCAGCGAUGAGCGAUUUUUAGUUGAGCAUACGCGACACAUGGGUCACUGGGCUUUACGUAUCAAGAAUGUCCGACAGGAUGACGAAGGUUGGUACGAGUGUCAGUUAUCCGUGCAUCCCGUACAAUCAAUUUUCGUCCAGCUUAGUGUUGUAGAGGCCAUAUCGGAAAUUGUGGGUGCUCCCGAUUUACAUAUUGAUGAAGGUUCCCAAUUAAGAUUGGAGUGCAAGCUGAAACAUGCAACGGAAAAUCCAACGUAUGUCUUCUGGUACCACGAGGACCGCAUGGUAAACUACGAUACGCAAGACGGAUAUUCCGUUACGUCAUUUCAAUCACCGCUACCCGAAGAGUUAAUCAAGUCUUCAAUUAGCAGUAGUAGUAGGUUAAAUGCGUUAGAAACACUUGAGGAAACAUCAUCACUUGAGUUGUUGCCAUCGUCCUACCAUCCAACGGCAGACUUUGUGAUACAGCAUAAUAAUGUUCAGCAACAACAUCACAAUAACGGUCUACUUAUGCCAUCAACGAGCAUUCUGUCAAUUAGAGAAGUUCACUUUAAGCAUGCCGGCAAUUACACUUGUUCACCAUCCAAUGCAAGAAAUGGGACAAUCACAAUUCAUGUGCUAAGAGGUGAAAAGCCCGCAGCGAUGCAACAUGCGAAUCGUAGUUCAAUCAAUGACGAUAGUAAAUCAAAUACCAACUCAAUUAAUUGUAAAAACAUCAUUAAUUAUAAUUUGAUAAUAAUGUUAGCGGUACUACUUGUACACCACACAACGAUAGCAGGUCAUGUGAGCAGAUGA